GGUCCUACGUUGUUUCCAGUAACAUGUAACGUCUUCUCAAAAUAUGGCGGCUAGUGAGGCUGGGGUGACCGUGAGGCAACCGCAUCUUUCUCGUCAGGAUCUGGCUACUUUGGACGUUGGCAAGUUGACACCACUUUCACGGGAAAUAAUCAGCAGGCAAGCUACAAUUAAUAUUGGUACAAUUGGUCAUGUUGCUCAUGGAAAAUCCACAGUUGUGAAAGCUAUUUCUGGAGUUCACACUGUAAGAUUCAAAAAUGAACUGGAAAGAAAUAUUACUAUCAAGCUUGGAUAUGCAAAUGCUAAGAUUUAUAAACUUGAUGACCUAGGGUGUCCUCGCCCAGAAUGUUAUAGAUCCUGUGGAAGUAGCACACCUGAUGAGUUUCCUACAGACAUUCCUGGAACCAAAGGAAACUUCAAACUAGUCAGACAUGUUUCUUUUGUUGACUGUCCUGGUCAUGAUAUUUUGAUGGCCACUAUGCUGAAUGGUGCAGCGGUGAUGGAUGCAGCUCUUCUGUUGAUAGCUGGUAAUGAAUCUUGUCCACAACCUCAGACAUCUGAACACCUAGCUGCCAUAGAAAUUAUGAAAUUGAAACAUAUAUUGAUAUUGCAAAACAAAAUUGACUUGGUAAAAGAAAGUCAAGCUAAAGAACAAUAUGAACAAAUUCUUGCAUUUGUACAAGGUACAGUAGCAGAAGGGGCUCCUGUUAUCCCAAUUUCUGCUCAGUUGAAGUAUAAUAUUGAAGUGGUGUGUGAGUACAUAGUAAAGAAAAUUCCAAUACCUCUAAGAGAUUUCACAUCAGAGCCCCGGCUUAUUGUGAUUAGGUCAUUUGAUGUUAACAAACCUGGCUGUGAAGUUGAUGACCUUAAAGGCGGUGUAGCCGGUGGCAGUAUUUUAAAAGGAGUUUUAAAGGUGUGCCAGGAAAUAGAAGUUCGACCUGGUAUUGUGUCCAAGGAUAAUGAUGGAAAACUCAUGUGUAAAUCAAUAUUUUCAAAAAUUAUAUCACUUUUUGCAGAACACAAUGAUCUGCAGUAUGCUGCCCCAGGUGGUCUUAUUGGUGUGGGAACAAAAAUCGACCCCACAUUGUGCCGAGCUGAUAGAAUGGUUGGGCAAGUGCUUGGUGCAGUUGGAUCUUUGCCAGAGAUAUUCACAGAACUAGAAAUUUCUUAUUUUCUACUUAGACGACUUCUAGGUGUACGCACGGAAGGAGACAAAAAAGCCGCAAAGGUACAAAAGCUAUCAAAGAAUGAGGUGCUAAUGGUGAACAUAGGAUCGCUGUCUACUGGAGGGAGAGUUAGUGCAGUCAAGGCAGAUCUGGGUAAAAUAGUUCUCACAAAUCCUGUGUGCACAGAAGUAGGAGAAAAAAUUGCUCUUAGCCGAAGAGUUGAGAAACACUGGCGUUUAAUUGGUUGGGGUCAGAUAAGAAGAGGAGUGACCAUCAAGCCAACUGUAGAUGAUGACUGAAGAAGCACAGUUAGUUCGUUUGAAUAAAGUCAGUUUCUGUUAGCAUUUUAGGAAUAUGUUUUUAAAAUCAAACUAGGAAAUAAAUUUUGAAGUUCAUUAUCAUAAUGGAAGUUUUC
Molecule: messenger RNA, 1578 nt
Organism: Ochotona princeps (American pika)
Lineage: Eukaryota; Metazoa; Chordata; Mammalia; Lagomorpha; Ochotonidae
Product: eukaryotic translation initiation factor 2 subunit 3, Y-linked-like
Exons: 12
Coding region: 44-1462 (472 amino acids)
Biological process (GO): formation of translation preinitiation complex; positive regulation of translational fidelity
Cellular component (GO): eukaryotic translation initiation factor 2 complex; cytosol
Molecular function (GO): GTPase activity; translation initiation factor activity; GTP binding
Source: RefSeq, a predicted model, not a curated record